CAAAGUGACAGUAGCAAAGUAAACAGAUAAUGUAGAAUACAGAUGAUAUAAACAUGUAUUUUGUCGCUAAUCGGCAGUUGUCCUUUCAGAAACGUUGCGAAACCGUCGCUUCCGCUUCCCCGGCGCGGCUGCCGGGAACGCGCAGGAGGUCUUGAACGUGCCCCUGGUGCCUCAUUGUGCAGCGGAGGAAACAUCGGCAGCUUCCGACGACGUCGCUGUGAAAUGGCAGAAAGUGCUGGUGUCACGGAAGCGCAGAGAUUAGGUUGCGUAUGAGCCACACAUGCAGAUCUGCGGGUGAUCCCGGCCUGUGAGUGCGAGGGUAAAGGGACCACAUCCGGAGGAAAAGAGGGAUUACUCCGCUGCUUCUCCGCACAAACAGACGGGUGGGAAACAGACGCGGCCGGGUUGUGUCUCCAGCAGUGGACUGACGGCGGCUCGACGCUGGUGGAAUCAACCGGAGAGGGGUCGCGAGAGGAGAGCUCCACUUGGAUGCCCAGUCACAGUGUUUGUCCAAGGCUUCACAAUGAACCGGAACAAGCGUGAAAAGGAGUACUACAGUAUAGAUGUGGGCGAUUCAACAUUCAUGGUUUUAAAGCGCUACCAGAACCUCAGACCCAUUGGAUCUGGAGCACAGGGAAUCGUGUGUUCAGCGUACGAUCACAACUUGGAGAGGAACGUCGCAAUUAAGAAGCUGAGUCGGCCCUUUCAGAAUCAAACCCAUGCCAAGCGGGCCUACAGAGAACUGGUGCUCAUGAAAUGUGUCAACCACAAGAAUAUUAUCGGCUUAUUAAACGUAUUCACACCACAGAAGACACUGGAAGAAUUCCAAGAUGUGUAUCUGGUGAUGGAGCUGAUGGACGCCAACCUCUGCCAGGUGAUUCAGAUGGAGCUGGACCACGAGAGGCUGUCCUACCUGCUUUACCAGAUGUUGUGUGGAAUCAAACACCUACAUGCCGCGGGCAUCAUACACAGGGACUUGAAGCCCAGUAACAUUGUGGUGAAGUCUGACUGUACUCUCAAGAUCCUGGACUUUGGCCUGGCCAGAACAGCCGCCACGGGCCUCCUCAUGACGCCCUACGUGGUCACCCGCUACUACCGUGCUCCUGAAGUCAUCCUGGGCAUGGGCUACCAGGCCAAUGUGGAUAUUUGGGCUGUGGGCUGCAUAAUGGCAGAAAUGGUUCGCCACAAAAUCCUUUUUCCAGGGAGGGAUUAUAUCGACCAGUGGAACAAGGUCAUCGAGCAGCUCGGGACGCCAUCUCAGGAGUUCUUGAUGAAACUCAACCAGUCUGUGAGGACUUACGUGGAGAACCGGCCACGGUACGCCGGCUACAGCUUCGAGAAGCUCUUCCCUGACGUCCUGUUUCCUGCAGACUCUGAACACAACAAACUCAAAGCGAGCCAAGCCAGAGAUCUAUUAUCCAAGAUGCUGGUAAUCGAUGCAUCAAAACGGAUCUCAGUGGACGAGGCUCUCCAGCACCCGUACAUCAACGUGUGGUACGAUCCGACUGAAGUGGAGGCACCACCACCAGCGAUCACAGACAAGCAGCUGGAUGAACGAGAGCACACAGUGGAGGAGUGGAAAGAGUUGAUAUACAAAGAGGUGCUGGACUGGGAGGAAAGGACAAAGAAUGGCAUCAUCAGGGGACAGCCAGCGUCCAUAGGUGCAACAGUGAGCAGCAGCCCCCCCCAGCACCACCCUUCCUCCUCGUAGGCAUCCUUCCCCCCUCCAUGUCCACCCACCUGACCCUGACCGAUGCUGACGGCAGCCUGGAGACGGCCCGCACCGCCACCGCUGCUGCUAUGGCCACCGGCCCCCUGGGCUGCUGCAGAUGACUAUCGUCUACACCUCCUCCUGGUCCCAGGCUGGGCCACGCCCCCUGGUCACCUCUGACCGUUCAGCCUGACGCAGGCUUUAGGCCCCGCCCCCUGCAUCUGAGUCCUCCCACCUCCUCCCUGUGCUCGUCUUCAGUAGUGUAGUGAUUAGCCAGCUAGCUGUUAAAGAAAUAUUUCUGAAAGGACAGAUCAUUUUUCUUUUUUUUUUAAUGAGUUAUAGUCCUUUAUUUUUAAAUUAGGAGGGUUUUUUUGUCCUAGCUGUAAUUUAUUGUGGCAUUUCUUAAUUUUUCAGAAACCUAAGAUGAUGAUAAGAGAAUUUUUAUGAUUUCACUACGUUCCGGUUUGUAUUAACCGACAGUGAGAGUUUUAAGAAAUAUCUGUUUAAUGUGAUUUAUUUUUCUGUUGAAAGUCAUUUGUUUUCACUUGCUUUUACAACUUGCCAUAUAAAUGUAGACAGAGUUUGUACAGAUUUUAUGGUAGAUGUAGUUUUAUCUAUGAGUUUGCAGUGAGCCAUUGAGACAUAAUUUUAUUGACAAAAGUAUGGUCUAAGUACUCCCCUUACCUUAUGUCACGUUAUAUGGAUAUUGUUUUAAAUGCAUAUGGCAUAUGCAUUUAUUUAGAUGACCGAGGUCACUUGGAUUUAUUUGUAAAACAUUUUUUUCUUGUGAGUCACUACUACAGCCUACAUUGUAAAUUUCAUCUUAAUGAAAUCUUUUAAAUUUUUUUCCUUCCUCACUUCCUGUUUAGUCAGAAUUUGAAAAAUCUUGAGAUAUUCUUUCAGCAUAUGAUUCAUUUUACAAUCUACACUUGAGAUAUGGGAUGGAUAAUGGAACAGUGAGGCCCAGCAAGAUACUUUGGAACAUUUUGACGACUGUGCGUUUUUAAGUGCUUUAAAGUACCUCCUCUCUUGUCUGCAACAGGCAGUGGGACAUUGUGGAAGUGAAGUAGUGGUGUUGCUUUGGAGAACUGGAUGCACGGAGCUGCCUCAAGUUCUCCUCUGGUUUGCUUUGACAUGAGGGACUAGAAUGUUUUUUUUGUCGUGCUUCGGGAGGUUUGUUUGAGAGACGUAGCGUUGUGCGUUGGUUUUAAAAUCGGUGACGGUGUUAAGUAGAGUGUGCUUCAGUCAAGUAGGGAAUUGUGAUAUUGAGAACGCGUGUGAACAUGUUGGUAUUAAGUGUCUGGGAGAGAUUUGCGAUUAUGCAGCCUGAUGGUGUGACAAGAUGUCUGCUUCCUACCACCAGAUGCUGUUAUUAGUAAUGUACUUUUGUGAGUUUGAAAAAUCAAAAGUGAUCUUUUUUGUCUAAAAGUUGGCCAAACACUUAGCUUACCAGACUUGCCUGCAAUUGUGAAUUAAAGAACCUAAAUCUUUGCAUGUUGAAACAGCAGCACAAACGAGCCGAGUAAAAGGAAACGUUAUUCUUACUGUAUGCAAUAAUAGUGCCCUUUUUAAGUGUUUUUGAUUUGUUUUGAAAGGAAAAGUGCCUGUUUGUCAUUCAUUCCUGAGUACGUGGGAGGAAGUGUAUUCAUUACGUGUAGGUUUUUAUUGGAUAACAGUAGUAGUGUCCAUAUCAAACCGAUAAUGUAUGAUGGGGUUGUAGUUCUCACAAAUGUAUUGUAUAUUUUUCUACUUGUUUUGCUUUUGACCCUUGGGGCAGGAAGACUGUGGUGUCUUGCAGGGUAAAGAAAGUGGCGAUGUAUGCGGCGAGAUGCUUAAGCAUGUGUUUGAGUCAUUUCAGAAGAAAGGGCAGUUUUAUCAAGGUCUUUCAUCAAAGUAAUACAAAAAGCGAUUUCUUUGCAGUGACAGCAACUGAAAUUAAUUUUAAUUACACUUUUUCGGCUCCUUUUUGAUGAAUAAUUAAAUGUGAUGAUUGUAAAAAUAAAAAAAAGAAAAAUGAACCGAAAUGUUCAGAUUUGAAGUUAAACUACUGCAGCAAAUGAAAUGAGAGAAUUCUAUUAUAUUGUCAGUAUUUUCUGGAUGGUUUUGGAUGUUAAUAGUUAAAACACAGAUUUAUGUUGUCGACCUUUGAAGAUCAUGAUCAUUGUGGUCAUAAAUUAGUAAAUCAAAGGAUUUGACGAUAUUUAAUAUUUUUGCUCUGUGCACCAUUGAGACGUUACGUAGCCGUUUCGCCUGCUCAAAAUGUUUGCGUAACUAAACUUCCUUUCUGCGAGAGGCAGAUUAUGGAUGCAUCUGUCACAGGUUGUAAGCAUGUGUGAUGGAUUUUGAAAGAAGAGGCUUAAACGUCAGUACGCUAUGAUUAUCUAAACGUGUAACACAGAGAGUACCUCUGUCUAGAACCUGUCUUGGUCCCUGACAUGGACAUGUACCCACUAAACUAACUCUGUAGGUUGUCUGUAGCUUUGUGCUCAGCUUCACUGACUUGUAUUUAAUGACGGCUGUAGAGCUGAAGUAACCGUUCACGUACAACUGGACUUGCACCAGCUAUUUGGGAAUCCAUUACCAAAUAGAAGUCUGUGUUAUUCCUUGUAAUUUACUAAAUCGGGUUGCACCUAUAAAACAGCUGCCAAAAGUACUUUGUUGCACUGUAGUGAAAUCAGUGUUAAUAUUACAAAGCUGUAAGAUUUGAGGCUUCUUCUUAAAGGCAGACAGUUAAGUAUUUAGAUUUGAAAAUGAAUUUGUAUGUUGUAGAAAGUG
This is a messenger RNA of Paralichthys olivaceus (Japanese flounder), 4486 nucleotides long. RefSeq names its product mitogen-activated protein kinase 8b (gene mapk8b). Gene Ontology annotation, molecular function: ATP binding; JUN kinase activity. Gene Ontology annotation, cellular component: cytoplasm; nucleus. Gene Ontology annotation, biological process: protein phosphorylation; JNK cascade. Lineage: Eukaryota; Metazoa; Chordata; Actinopteri; Pleuronectiformes; Paralichthyidae. The record is from RefSeq and is a predicted model, not a curated record.